Molecule: messenger RNA, 441 nt
Organism: Maudiozyma barnettii
Lineage: Eukaryota; Fungi; Ascomycota; Saccharomycetes; Saccharomycetales; Saccharomycetaceae
Gene: PBP4
Product: Pbp4p
Exons: 1
Coding region: 1-441 (146 amino acids)
Source: RefSeq, a predicted model, not a curated record
AUGAAUAGAAAUCCGAAACCUCCUAGUAAAAGUGGUGCAUUAUCACCUUCUGUAUCAACUAAGCCCAAAUUAACAAGUUGGGCUCAGGCGGCUACAAAAGCAGCACCUAAUCGAAUAACCACACAAACGAAAAGUCCACAUCUUCAAUUAUCGACUUCAAUAGAUGUAUUAAAGGAAGGACCAUCAAAUGGACCUGCUACACAAAUGAAGAAAUCAAACCGUAAACCAAACAAAGUUCACUAUAACAGAACUGAAGUACAAACUUUCAUGAAUAAUUUAUAUCAAAACUAUCUCCAAGACUCCUCUCUAACCAUAUAUGAUGAUCUAGAAAAUAGUUCAAAUAAUGUUUCCAGCUGGGAUUCAUACUCGUCAACUAAAAGUAGGAAUAAAAAAUAUGGCUGUUUAGCAGAAGUAGCCGCUGCUUUAAAAAAUAUAAAGUAA